This is a messenger RNA of Ilex paraguariensis (yerba mate), 3478 nucleotides long. NCBI's taxonomy places the organism in Eukaryota, Viridiplantae, Streptophyta, Magnoliopsida, Aquifoliales, Aquifoliaceae. The record is from the annotation of a GenBank genome assembly.
AGAGAGAGUGAGGGAGUCGGGUAGAAGUUGAACUUUUGACUCGGAGGAAUCAAGUGAAGUAAUGAAGGCGGGGAGUGCGGCGAAGUUGAUCGUCGAUUCGCUGCUGCAGCGUUUCCUUCCGCUUGCACGGCGUCGAAUCGAAACUGCUCAAGCUCAGGAUGGACAGUACCUUCGACCAUCUGAUCCAGCCUAUGAGCAAGUAUUGGAUUCCUUAGCCAUGGUAGCACGUCAUACCCCUGUACCUCUUUUGGAAGCUCUUUUAAAAUGGAGAGAAAGUGAAUCACCAAAAGGUGCAAAUGAUGCAUCUACGUUCCAAAGAAAGCUUGCAGUGGAAUGUAUAUUUUGCUCAGCGUGUAUCCGUUUUGUGGAAUGCUGCCCACAAGAAGGACUUACAGAGAAGCUUUGGACCGGUCUUGAAAACUUUGUUUUUGACUGGCUAAUUAAUGCUGACAGGGUUGUUAGUCAGGUUGAAUAUCCUUCCUUGGUUGAUUUGCGGGGGCUUCUUCUAGAUCUAGUUGCACAGCUCUUAGGUGCUUUAUCGCGAAUCAGGUUUAGUUCUGUGACCGAACACUUCUUCAUGGAACUCAAUACUCGUCGGAUUGAUACAAGUGUUGCCCGAGGCGAAACGCUUAGCAUCAUUAAUGGGAUGCGCUACCUAAAACUUGGGGUUAAGACAGAGGGUGCUCUGAAUGCAUCAGCCUCCUUUGUGGCAAAAGCAAACCCUCUUAACCGUGCUCCUCAUAAACGAAAAAGUGAACUUUACCAUGCGCUUUGCAAUAUGCUUUCAAAUAUCCUAGCACCGCUUGCAGAUUGUGGAAAAGGGCAGUGGCCUCCUUCUGGUGUAGAACCUGCACUUACCCUUUGGUAUGAAGCCGUGGCACAGAUAAGAUUGCAGCUUAUGCAAUGGAUGGACAAACAGAGCAAAUAUAUAGCUGUUGGUUACCCUUUGGUGACUCUCCUUCUCUGCCUUGGUGAUCCUAAUUUUUUCCUUGGUAACUUUGGCCCUCACAGGGAACAACUGUACAAACAUCUUAGGGAUAAAAACCACCGCUUCAUGGCCUUAGAUUGUCUUCAUCGCAUUUUGAGGUUUUACUUGAGUGUUCAUGGGUAUUCUCAGCCUCCAGAUCGUGUAUGGGACUGUCUAGACAGUGUAACCUUACAGCUCCUAACAAUUCUGAGGAAAGGAAUGCUUACACAGGAUGUCCAACAUGAUAAACUUGUUGAGUUUGGUGUAACAAUAGCUGAACAUAACCUUGAUUUUGCCGUGAACCACAUGAUAUUGGAAUUGCUGAAGCAAGAUAGUCCGAGUGAAGCAAAGGUUAUUGGUCUUCGUGCUUUACUUGCCAUUGUUAUGUCUCCUACAAGCCAGCAUGUUGGUUUGGAAAUUCUUCAUGUUCAUGGUAUCGGCCACUACAUACCAAAAGUGAAGGCAGCGAUCGAGUCUAUCUUGAGGUCUUGCCACAGAACCUAUAGUCAGGCUCUUCUUACUUCUUCAAGGACCACAAUAGAUGCUGUAACAAAGGAAAAGUCUCAAGGAUACCUUUUCCGGUCGGUGCUGAAGUGCAUACCGUACUUAAUUGAGGAAGUUGGUAGAAGUGAUAAGAUCUCUGAAAUUAUUCCUCAACAUGGCAUAAGUAUUGAUCCCGGUGUUCGUGAGGAAGCAGUACAGGUACUGAACCGGAUCGUGAGAUACCUUCCCCAUCGGUGCUUUGCAGUUAUGAGAGGGAUGGCCAACUUCAUCCUACGGCUUCCUGAUGAGUUCCCUCUUCUCAUCCAAACUUCAUUGGGACGUCUGUUGGAGCUUAUGCGUUUCUGGAGAACUUGUCUAUCUGAUGAUAAGAUAAAACAGGAUGCCCUAGACGGAAAGCAUGUGCAGAGGAAUGAGGGAUUUAAGAAGUCUUCCUUUCAUCUGUCUGGGGAAGCAAUAGAUUUUCGUGCUUCAGAAAUAGAUGCAGUUGGUCUUAUCUUUCUUAGUUCUGUGGAUAGUCAGAUCAGACAUACAGCAUUGGAGCUGCUGCGCUGUGUUCGUGCUUUAAGGAAUGAUUUACGAGAGCUUUCAAUGCAUGGCAGAUCAGAUCAUAUUUUGAAAAAUGAAGCUGAGCCAAUAUAUAUAAUUGAUGUUUUAGAAGAGAAUGGGGAUGACAUUGUUCAGAGCUGCUACUGGGAUUCUGGGCGUCCAUUUGAUUUAAGACGGGAAUCUGAUGCAGUACCUCCAGAUGUAACACUUCAAUCUAUACUAUUUGAGAGUCCUGAUAAGAGCAGAUGGGCUCGAUGUCUCAGUGAGCUUGUUAAAUAUGCUGCAGAGCUCUGCCCAAGCUCUGUUCAGGAAGCAAAGUUAGAGGUUAUUCAUCGUCUUGCUUAUAUCACACCUGCCGAGUUGGGUGGGAAGGCUCACCAAUCACAGGAUGCAGAUAGCAAAUUAGAUCAGUGGCUCCUGUAUGCUAUGUUUGCAUGCUCAUGUUCACCAGACAGUAGGGAAGUUGGUGGCUCAGCAGCAACCAGGGAACUUUUCCAUCUUAUUUUUCCAUCAUUAAAAUCAGGUUCUGAAGCUCACGUGCAUGCAGCUACUAUGGCUCUCGGCCACUCAAAUCUAGAAGUAUGUGAAAUCAUGUUUGGUGAGCUUGCAUCUUUCAUUGACGACAUUUCUUUUGAAACAGAGGGAAAACCCAAGUGGAAGAGCCAAAAGUCCCGUCGUGAAGAACUCCGCAUCUACGUUGCCAAUAUAUACCGUAAUAUUGCAGAGAAUAUCUGGCCAGGCAUGCUUAGCCGUAAGCCCGUUUUUCGUCUUCAUUACUUAAAGUUCAUUGAAGAAACAGCCAGACAAAUCUUAACAGCACCGGCUGAGAGCUUCACAGAAAUGAAACCUCUCCGUUAUGCACUUGCUUCUGUUCUAAGAACAUUGCCCCCUGAAUUUGUUGAUUCAAAAUCAGAGAAAUUCGAUAUCAAAACUAGAAAGCGAUUGUUUGAUCUUCUUCUAUCAUGGUGUGAUGACACAGGGAGUACAUGGAGUCAGGAUGGCGUUAGUGAUUACCACCGUGAAGUCGAACGUUACAAGUCUACUCAGCACACUCGGUCAAAAGAUUCUAUAGACAAAUUUUCAUUUAAUAAAGAAGUGAGUGAACAAGUUGAGGCUAUCCAGUGGGCCUCCAUGAAUGCUAUGGCUUCAUUAUUAUAUGGGCCUUGCUUCGAUGACAAUGCAAGAAAAAUGAGUGGCCGGUUAAUAUCGUGGAUUAAUAGUUUGUUUAUCGAGCCUGCACAUAGGGCUCCAUUUGGUUAUUCACCAGCUGAUUCAAGAACCCCAUCUUACUCCAAAUAUAUGGGAGAAGGUGGGCGAGGAGCAACUGGACGCGAGAGGCAUAGGGGUGGCCACCUGCGUGUCUCCCUUGCAAAAUUGGCUUUGAAGAAUCUUCUUCUUACGAAUUUGGACUUGUUUCCUGCUUGCAUUGAUCAGGUAAUAUGCACCCCUUCUAUAAUAUAG